Molecule: messenger RNA, 831 nt
Organism: Diatraea saccharalis (sugarcane borer)
Lineage: Eukaryota; Metazoa; Arthropoda; Insecta; Lepidoptera; Crambidae
Source: the annotation of a GenBank genome assembly
AUGAACGUAUCCAAAGUGUACGGGGAUGGCACCAGGUCACGGAAGGUGGCGCUUAACAAUGUGUCUAUAGAACUGCACAGAGGUCAGAUCACCACGCUGCUCGGACACAACGGCGCCGGGAAAACCACCCUUAUAAACAUCUUGACGGGCAUGUUGAAGCCUAGUAGCGGUCACGUGGUGGUGCGGGGAGGUGAUCAGGGUGAAGAGGGCGCGGGGAUCGGUGUGUGUCCUCAACGUGACGUGCUUUUCCCGAACCUGACGCCCAGAGAACACAUCACGCUGUAUGCCCAACUGAAGGCACGGUCUCACUACCAUAACGUCAGGGAUGAGAUACAGAACAUGGUGCGCGCGUUGUCGCUGGGCGGGGCGUGUGACCGGCGCGUGUGCCGGCUGUCCGGGGGCACGCGCCGCCGGCUCUGUGUGGCGCUCGCGUUCAUACACGCGCCCGCGCUCGUCACGCUCGACGAGCCCACCGCCGGCGUCGACCCCGCCGCCAGGAGGUACUACUGCUCUCACUGUCACUGUUGUAACCAAUGGUUUUGUGCAUAUAAACAAUUACUUUGUAGUAUUUUAUGUUUAAAAAAAUGUAUUUUUGCAAAUGCCACUUGCAAUUGGCAAUUAACUGUGGAUUACAAGAACAGGAACCGGCUAUGGCGAAGUAUCAUGUGACGUCACUUUUCAAUAAACUAAACGGCAACCUGAACUGGGUUUAUUUAAAAACACCUUUUGAAGGAAAUCAAACCUGAUAGUGUUUAAUAUAAUUAUAUGAAGGUCUCGCUCGUACGCCACUUAGCUCGUACGUAGAACUUGGUAGGUGAUAAUAGAAUAUAG